Molecule: messenger RNA, 1605 nt
Organism: Paramacrobiotus metropolitanus
Lineage: Eukaryota; Metazoa; Tardigrada; Eutardigrada; Parachela; Macrobiotidae
Exons: 9
Coding region: 60-1331 (423 amino acids)
Source: RefSeq, a predicted model, not a curated record
UUCAAAACAGCAUUUUUUGAAUUAUACCCUCGCGUUUCACAAACGACAAUUUUGCUACCAUGGCAAGUGUGAUUGCUAUGUUGCUUUUUUCAACCGACUUCCUGAUGGCUUACGCCCAGGAUGGUCAAGACAGUCAGGUGGCAUCACCAGUUCCGGCUUUGGCAGAACUGCGAAAGCAAAAUCCUUCGCUAUCCGCUCCUGAAGGAAGAUUUCCCCAAUUGUUCUUAAACGAACAAAACCUGUUUUCUGCCGAUCAGCUGUUUAAUGACGGUCCUCCCGUACCUCCUAGCGCUGCGGAUCGUCAGAUUCCCACGCCGCCUCCGCCCACUGUCUCAACAGCGAGUCCCGUGCUGCCUAGUCCACCUUCGGCUGCAGAGGUUUUGCAGGCCUUGCUGCCCAUUCUAACCGUGGCGAAGACGGUAGGUGGUUUGUCCUUGGGAGAUGGGCCGUUAGGUGGACUGCUUGGCAGUGGAUCAUGGGAAAACGCGCGAUAUCUCCCAUCCUUGUUAACUACGAUGCUCACUCGACCGAAUGGCUUCCCCGUAUUGCGUAUUCCACCGACAGUCAGUGGUAGUCUGGUUAGCCCGACUACCGGUCCAGCGGUUGACCAUGACGGAAUAGUGCAGAUCCGGUGCAAUGGUGUACGAUCUCCUGUUUGCGAAGACGCGCCUUUUGACAGAAUUAUUUCUGUUGGUGAAAAUAUCAUGGGAAUCAAAGACAAUCGGGUUUACAACAUCUUACCUGAUGGAACGCCGUCGGAUCCAGAGCCUGUGGGAUUGGAUCCAGCCUUGGAGGGCAUGAGCGCGGCUGUCAGCCUGGCUGGUUCGCAGUACAUCUUCCACGGGGAUCAAUAUUACAAAUAUCUCGAUAAUGCGGGAGACAAUGUCCAGAGUGGAAUGGUCAGCCGCCCCAUCGCCGGUGGGUUUCCCGGCAUACAUGGACCUAUUGAUGGAGUCUUUGCUUUGACCAACGACACCUACGUCUUUAUAAUCGGGAAUAAGCUGUAUUAUUAUCAGCCGCAUGUUAAUCCUCCGGUUGAUCCGGAUUUCAGUCCACAGAUGUUGCAGUCCAUUCCGGGGGCUCCGUCAUCGGUGGACAGCGUUUUUAUGCUGAAUCGUCGACCGGUUCUUUAUCGCCAGGGAAUGCUGUAUGAAUUGGAUCCCGGUCGAAUGAAAAUCAAACGCAAAAUACCACUGAAAACCGCGGAUGGGCGAGGCUGGCUGAAGUGCACCGCGGAUCAGAGGCAAGACUGCAUUACCGUUAGAGUCCCCACCAGUGAACAGCCUAACGCUCUGAAACGGAAACCUCGUCAGAGAUCAACUUUACCGUGACUGUGCACAUCUUGUCGUGGUCUAACUGAAUUUUCUGAGUAUCAUUUUAGAGAAGAAAAUAUUUGCAGCGGAAAUUAAAUAGUCCAGGUAGCUGAAUGGCUGUGCAGAAGCUUGAAUGCUCUAUGUCAAAGCUUUUCUUAUAGCUUUGCCAUCCUGUCGGAUACGAUCACAUGAGAUAUGUUAUUUCUGGAAAAUAGAAGUCUCCUGUGCACGUGACGAUCAUUAAAAGAUUGCUGUUUUCGUGAGCGUGACAAUUAAAGGCGCAGAGAAGAAG